CGUGAUUGGUGGAGUAUGAGUGAGAUAGGGGAUUUGUAUUACACAUGCUCCCAACCAAGCUCACUGCAUUGUGCAUUUCUGCUUUCCAUUGUUAGCAGUGGUAAAAAUACUUGUUUUCUUUAGCCAACUUGAGAGAGAGAGGAAGUGGGGGAAAAGAAACCAACGAGAGACUAUGAUAAACCCAAUUCCUGACAGAUUAAAGGGCGUAUGGGACGAAUGGAACAUCAGGGGGAUCAUUCUCGUAAGCCUCUCACUGCAAACCAUUUUGAUUUUGUUUGCUCCUUUCAGAAAACGCAUACCUAAAAAACCAGUGAUGUUGCUCAUCUGGUCAUCUUACUUGCUAGCUGACUGGGCCGCAAGCUUUGCUAUUGGACACAUCGCCAACAGUCAAGUCCCAGACUCCAAGAAUCCCUAUACUGAUGAUAAGGGUUGCCACCUUGUUAAUAAAAACUCGAUGAUCUGUCAUGGCACCACUGGUAAUAAGGGAGACAAGUCCCAUGAGAAUGCUGAUCUUCUGGCAUUUUGGGCUCCCUUCCUUUUGCUACACCUGGGUGGACCAGACCCCAUAACUGCAUUUUCCCUUGAGGAUAAUGAGCUCUGGCUAAGGCACCUAUUCAGCCUCCUAGUCCAAGUUGUUGUGACUGGUUAUGUGUUCUUGCUCACACUUCCGGAAAACAAGCUAUUGGUCCCGACAUUGCUCAUGUUUCUGGCAGGAAUUAUCAAGUAUUUUGAGCGGACACGUGCAUUGUUUGGUGCAAGUUUGGAUAGGUUCCGCGAAUCCAUGCUUAAAGCACCUGAUGCGGGGCCCAACUAUGCGAAGCUCAUGGAGGAAUACACUUCGAAGAAGGAAGCAGGACUGCCAACAAGGAUAGAAAUGACACCAGAGCCUGGUAAAGACUCAAAGCCUGAAAAUAAGGCUGAGAAUUCAGAUCAAGCAAAAGAGCUAACGGAACUUGAUGUGGUGAGGUAUGCUUACAAGCACUUUCAAAUAUUCAAGGGACUCAUCGUUGAGCUUAUCUUCAGCUUCCGUGAGCGCAAUGAAAGCCGAGAGUUUUUCCGAGGGAUAGAUACAGAACACGCGCUUAAAAUAAUUGAUUUAGAACUCAACUUCAUCUAUGAAGCUCUCUAUACCAAGGUGGUUGUGGUGCAUAGCACAACUGGAUACAUAUUCCGGGCUAUAUCCGUUGGUUCAGUUGUGGCGGCCUGUGUAAAGUUCCAUUACUUGAACAAGCAUUGUUUCACGAAGUUCGAUGUCAAUGUUACCUACGCUUUGCUAGUUGGCGCCAUUUGCCUCGAUUUUAUUGCUCUCCUCAUGCUCAUUUCCUCUUAUUGGACCAUGGCUGCUAUCAAUAACAACAAGCGAACGGGAAAAUUAGUUCUUAUUGCCCAAAAAUAUCUUAACAUGAAGAAGAUAAGCUGGAUUGAAGACCCCGAAAACAAGGAGAAAGUAUUGGGAACCUUUAUACUAUUUCGCAGGUGGUCUGAAUCCGUGUCAAGUUUUAAUUUGGUAUCAUAUUGCCUCAGGCUACGUCCAUAUCCAGUCGAAGAGAAUUCUAACCUUUUUAAGAAAGGCUGUCGUUAUUUGGGCUCUAUCUUUGAGUGUUGCUUGCCUUAUAUCUAUAAGGUCAUUGAUAAGGUCACUGAUUAUUUGGGUGCUAGGGAGUUUAUAAAUGAGUGGUGGUAUGUGUCUAGCCGCCGACUCCCUAGAAAGCUAUGGAAAUUUGUCUUUGAUGAGCUGCAUGGGAAAUCUUUCCCAUCUUUCCCAGAAGAUGCCGACGAGGAUUUGGAUUUGGAAACUACCAAAAGGAUAUGCUCAGCCAGAGGUGCUUAUGUUAUCCAAGAAGGACAAUGGAAUGGAGGCGAUGCCCAAGUGUAUCAAAAGAUAACAGAGGACUAUAUUGAAAAUGUUACUUUUGAUGAGAGCCUUCUGUUGUGGCACGUUGCUACUGAACUCUGCUUUCAGAAUACCAAAAAAGAGAAAACAGAAGCAGGCAAUCCCUGUUAUUGGUUCAUUUGGUUGUGGCUGAAGCACGUUGUUACUCUUUGCUAUCAGAAUACCUGUUGGUUGUGGCACGUUGCUACUCAACUUUGCUGCAAAGCAGACAAAAAGGACGCAAUUCAAUCCAAUAGUUUUAAAAAAGAAGAUUACAUUCAGUUCAGCAAGCUCCUCUCAGAUUACAUGGUAUAUCUUUUAGUGAUGCGGCCUACUAUGAUGUCCGCUGUGGCUGGUAUAGGGCAAAUAAGAUUUCGGGAUACUUGUGCCGAAGCUGAAAAAUUCUUUAGCAGAAGGACCUUAGAAAAAGGUCAGGUAAAUGAAGCCUGUAAGAAACUCCUUGAUGUGGAUACAAAAGUUAAGCCUGUUCAUGUUAAGGGAGAUAGAAGCAAAUCUAUAUUGUUUGAUGCAUGUAUGCUGGCCAAAGAGCUGAACAAACUGGAUAACGAUAACAAUGACAAUGAUGACAAAUGGAAGAUAAUAAGCAAAGUUUGGGUGGAAAUGUUGUCCUAUGCCGCUACUCAUUGCAGGCCAGCUACACAUGCACAACAAGUAAGUAAAGGUGGACAACUUAUUUCUUUUGUUUGGUUACUCAUGGCUCAUUUUGGUCUGGGGGAGCAAUUCCAAAUCAAUGAGGGCCAUGCUAGGGCAAAAUUGAUUGUGGGAAAGUAGUUGAAUAAUAAUAAAAUGGGUUCUAUACCACUAUCUAUACCACUAUGGGAAAGUAGUUGAAUCAGUGUUCUAUAUAUUGGCAUGGUCUUGUUAUCUGUGACAAAUAAUAAAAUGGGUUCUAUACCACUAUGUAAACCGAUUCCUUGAAUCAGUGUUUAAUUUGUUAGUGUUGCCUUGGUCUUGUUAUCACUACUGUAUUAUUAUUAUUAU
Messenger RNA from Quercus robur (English oak), 2875 nucleotides. RefSeq lists its product as uncharacterized. Lineage: Eukaryota; Viridiplantae; Streptophyta; Magnoliopsida; Fagales; Fagaceae. The transcript has a single exon. Bases 173 to 2665 code for a protein of 830 amino acids. The record is from RefSeq and is a predicted model, not a curated record.